Molecule: messenger RNA, 320 nt
Organism: Scutellospora calospora
Lineage: Eukaryota; Fungi; Glomeromycota; Glomeromycetes; Diversisporales; Gigasporaceae
Source: the annotation of a GenBank genome assembly
AGGAAAGUAGCCAUGAUUCUAUCGUGCAACAGUCAGCAAAUUCAGUUGUUAAAGAGCCUCCUAAUUCUUCUACUUCUUUUGGCCCCUUAGGCGAUAAAGACUUUGAAUUUUCAAAGCUACAAGAAGAGCUUACAUUAAUUGCUGCAGAUUGGAAGGAAAAGGACAGUCAAGAUAUUCGCAGUUUACGGGUAACACUUAGACAAGCUAUUCAAACAGAAAAAACAAGACUUGCAAGAGUUAAUGUUGUGGUUAGUAGCAAUAUCUUAGAUGCAUAUAAAAUAGCACCAAACGCGGGAAUUAGAAAGCAAAAUCGAUACUAA